AUGGGAAACAGGAAUCAGACGCAGGUGGUGGAAUUUGUCUUCCUCGGUUUCUCUGGCAUUCUGUAUGGUCACACGUAUCUUGCCUUUGCAUUCUUGGCCAUCUACUUGGCCACUGUACUGGGGAACCUCAUGAUAUUUAGUAUGAUUCAACUGAAAUCCAGCCUCCAUACCCCCAUGUAUUAUUUCCUCAGCCACCUCUCCUGCUUAGAUAUUUGCCUUUCCUCAGUCAUUGUCCCUAAGAUCGUGGUGAACUUCUUGCAGCAGCGACAGGCUAUCUCCUACAACCAGUGCAUGGCCCAGAUGUUCUUCCUGAUCUCCUUCUCAGGGGUGGAGGCUGCACUGCUGGGUGUCAUGGCCUACGACCGCUAUGCCGCCAUCUGUAAACCUCUGCAUUACUCCCACCUCAUAAACACCAAGGUGUGCACCGUACUGGCCUUUGCCACUUGGGUCUGGGGUUUCUUAAACUCUGCUCUACACACGGCACUCAGCACCAGGUUGGACUUUUGUGGAGUCAACCAGAUUGAUCACAUCUUCUGUGAUCUCCCUCCACUGAUGAAAAUGGCUUGCAAUGAUGUACACAUCAAUGAACUGACACUCCAUAUAUUGGGGAUUUUUGUGGGUGGAGGGCCCUUCCUGUCCAUCAUUUUCUCAUACAUCUUCAUUCUGUCCUCCAUCUUGAAUAUUCGUUCCACUACUGGCAAGCGCAAAGCCUUUUCCACUUGUGCGUCUCACCUCACGGUUGUCUUCAUUUACUAUGGAAAUGGGACCUUGAACUAUCAGAGGCCAAGCGCUGGUUACUCUUUGGCGACUGGCACUUUGCUCUCCAUCAUGUUCUGCGUCAUCACCCCAAUGCUGAACCCCAUCAUCUACAGCCUCCGCAACAAGGAGGUGAAAGAGGCCCUGAAGAAGGCCACGGAAAUCUGGAGGCCAUCUGGACACCAUCGCUCUCUAUGUUAG
This is a messenger RNA of Sphaerodactylus townsendi, 957 nucleotides long. RefSeq names its product olfactory receptor 5V1-like. The transcript has a single exon. Gene Ontology annotation, biological process: G protein-coupled receptor signaling pathway. The coding region runs from base 1 to 957 and encodes 318 amino acids. Gene Ontology annotation, molecular function: G protein-coupled receptor activity; olfactory receptor activity. Gene Ontology annotation, cellular component: membrane. The record is from RefSeq and is a predicted model, not a curated record. NCBI's taxonomy places the organism in Eukaryota, Metazoa, Chordata, Lepidosauria, Squamata, Sphaerodactylidae.